AUGGCUCGACCUAAGAAGGACCAGAAGCCCGUCGUGCCUGUCCCGGCCGUCCCUGUCGCGCCGCAACUGCUUGCCCAGGCACCUCCUCCGCCCGCCAUGCCCCAGGCCAUGCCAGACGGCAGCGCUGGCACUCUGGUCAUCAACAAGGCCGACUACGCUCGACUUCGAGACUCGGUUCACGCUCGUCUCUCUACCAUCCAGGAGCUCCUCAGGGAUUUUGCCGCAGACUACCUCCGCCAGAGCAAUCUUCUGCUGGGUGAGCCGACCUCUCUGGACAGCGUCCCCAGUCUCGGCGCUCUCGCUAGACUCGACCACGCUGCCCUGGGUUUCGCGCCGCCGCCCAUUGAGGCCGUUCCCCAGAUUGAGGAGAAGAAGGAGCGCAAGAAGCGCCAGCAUGACCCCAACGCUCCCAAGCGACCCUUGACCCCUUACUUCCUGUACAUGCAGACCGCUCGCCCUAUCAUCGCAAAUGAUCUUGGCCAGGAUGCCCCCAAGGGCGCUGUUCAGGAAGAGGGCCAGCGCCGCUGGGCUGCCAUGACUCCUCUGGAGAAGAACGCAUGGAACAACGCUUACCAGUUCAACUUGCGUCUGUACAAUGCACGUGUGCACUCGUACAAGGCCGGCAACGUCUCUGCCAGGGAUAUGAGCGAUCAGGAUGCUCUUACCUACGCCGACGCCAACCAGAUUGCCCAGCCCACCCUUGCUGGUAUUGAAGAGGCCGGCGCUGGCCACAACGACCAGGAUGCCAUAGUAGAACAGCUCCAGAUGUCUGCUCCGAUUGCUGCUCCUGCUGUGCCUGAGGAGGUGACUAAGACUCCCAAGCCCAAGGCUACACGCAAGCGAAAGAGCACUGCAGCUGACGGACCGGAGGAGGGUGAGGCGAGCGCAGUUAAGACCGCAGCCGCGACGCCCGCCAGCCCCGAGAAGAAGCGCAAGCGACAGUCCAAGGCAGCAGAGCCCGCGUCUGAGGAACCUAAGAAGUCCGCACGCAAGAAGAAGAGCGCCUAA
Molecule: messenger RNA, 1008 nt
Organism: Neoarthrinium moseri
Lineage: Eukaryota; Fungi; Ascomycota; Sordariomycetes; Amphisphaeriales; Apiosporaceae
Exons: 3
Coding region: 1-1008 (335 amino acids)
Source: RefSeq, a predicted model, not a curated record